Messenger RNA from Paramuricea clavata, 2022 nucleotides. NCBI's taxonomy places the organism in Eukaryota, Metazoa, Cnidaria, Anthozoa, Malacalcyonacea, Plexauridae. The record is from the annotation of a GenBank genome assembly.
AUGGAGGAACAUCAAGAGGAAUACGAUGACUGGAGAAUGGAAGAGUUGAGGGAAAAGUAUCCAAACUAUGAAGAAAUGGAUACAGAAACUUUAGAUAAUGAAUUACCGUACCUUGACAAGGAUCUUAGGGAAAGUGAAACUACUGAGGAGACCCAGGAUAUUAACGAGGAAAUCAAUUACAUACUCGAACUGAGGAGGAGGAGAGAAGUACCGAGUGAAGACCCAUCGAGAGAGCAAUUAGAUGAGAAAUUCCCUGACCUAUCUAAUCUGUCAUACGAUGAUCUAAUGGAUAGGGGAGACAGACUGUUAAAUGAACUAAUACUAUCCGAUUUGGAUGAAAACAGUUUCAAAGAAAAGUCGGAAGAACUGAGAUACGUCAGAAUGCUAUCAAAUGAUUACCAAAGAGAGUCAAACUUAAAUAAACUUCUCAACUUAAGGGAUAAGGUGAAAAAGAGGGAUCUCAUUAAACGGGAUGAUCGUAGGAGACUGCAGAGGCUCAGGUUAUGGGCAAGGGAGAAUGCAGGCAUCUUAUCAUCUGUUCUAAUUUCCUCAUCAGCUAUAAUCAUAGGACUGGUAGCAUCAACUAGAAAUAUAUUGUGGAAAGUAGGUGACACAACAGGAAAACUCGAUAAGCGGAUCAGUGAGUUGGUAAACAAUCAAAUAGAACUACCACCUGUAUUCCAGAAGAUAGCCGAUGGAGUAGAGUUAGCAGCGGAUAAUAUAUGGAUAAUCAUUGUAUGUGCAGCAGCAGUUUUAUUAUACACAUAUAGCUAAACAUUACAUAUUGUAUACAAGUAUGAAUACCACAGAAAGAGAACUAAAGCCUGGCUUUAGGAGGAGCCACAUGACAUCCAUAAAAGGACCUAGGACCCUAAACGUUGUAACUUUCAAUCCUACAACUAUUAGCCCAGGUGAACUAAACUAAAGCCUAACUCCUGUUUAGUUCCAGGAUCACUUGCACUAUUAUUUGACUUCAAAAAUUCCAAUACAAAAAGCCACUUUAAUAAUAACCUGUCUAAGUUGAUAGCUAAACGUCUUCAGAUUAAAGUAGCUGGUGAAACAGCUUAUGACUGUUCGGGAGAGAGCUCAUAUGAAAUAUACAAAGACUUAUGGCUAACACUAGGUAAUAGAAAUAAGAUGACCGAACAGUGUCUUGCAAGUGAGAAUCUCAGGAAGUUAAUCUCAGGUGAUGACUCAGGCACUAAGGUUGGCGAUGCCAAUAAAGUAGCAGAUGGACUUAUCCACAGUGUGUACGGUUCUAAGUUGAGAAAACCAAUUGAUAAAAUAAUUGCAGACCAUGGUCUAUACACUCCAUUUUACAUGAACAACAAUCCUAUGUACAUCCUCACACUCCCGCAAUCAGAUGAGAUUAUGACUGCCCAAGGAGGUGAAGCUAAGGGUAAUUAUAAACUGGAUAAUCUUGAGUUAGAAUAUGAGACCAUUGAGAAUGACACCCUUGCGAGUGAAGUAUCAAGGAUGUAUUCAACAGGUCGCUCACUAUCCUACAAACACGUCACACUAAUGCGCACGAGUAAUUGGGACAAGGAUCUUACCAUUGUCAAUGAAAACAUUAAUAUACCCAGAAAGAGCAUGUCAGCAAUUGUCCUUCUAUUUACCAAUAGGGUGAGGACGGACAGUGAAGAGUAUAUUUACCCAAACAUUGAUAAGGUGAACCUAACUAUUGAAGGUGUGCCUAAUGCAGUCUUCUCCCAAGGACUUCCUAAAAAUAGGUUCUUCGAAGAGGCAAAACGAUUCUUUUGUCCUAUGUGUGAGAAAUCCAUGGCAGACGAAUUUAUGUCCAUCAGCAAGUUCUUCAGCAAUGGAUUCGCUUUAGUAAUUGAUCUUAGGUCAACACAGGAUGAUACCACUGGUGGAGGAAGGAGAAUUGUUAACACACAGUCAGGUGUACUCAUGGAAAUCAAAAAGAGAGCCACAACAGCUGACGUUCAAUGCAAUAUUUUUAUUGUAUCAGAUGCCCUCCUUAACUUUGCUAAUAGAGAUUUAUCAAGUAUCCAAUACUAG